Calliphora vicina (urban bluebottle blowfly) is the source of this 4154-nucleotide messenger RNA. RefSeq names its product pyramus (gene pyr). The transcript is spliced from 5 exons. Bases 1214 to 4144 code for a protein of 976 amino acids. Lineage: Eukaryota; Metazoa; Arthropoda; Insecta; Diptera; Calliphoridae. The record is from RefSeq and is a predicted model, not a curated record.
UGGCUCGCAUACAGUUGGUCGUAACGUUGGCCGUCAGUUUAGUUCUGUCUGAAACAUCAAUGAGUCUUGAGCAGUUGUUAAUUUAGUUUUGUAGCAACAUUCGUCGCGUUGAGAACGUUCGAACGCCUAAACAAUUUAAUAAUUAAUUCAUUAAUAAAUAGACUGCCCUGUGCCAGCCAGCCUAAAUGUAAUAUUUAUUUUUGGUGGCACAUUUAUUAAACAAAUAAAAAUUUAUUUUAUCUCAAAUAAAAAAAAAUAUAGUUUUUUGUUUUAAUACACAAAGAAAAAAAAAAAUAGAGUUUAAGGCAAGAAAAAUAUUUAUUUAACAAAAAAUAUAAAUUCAAAAAACAGCCUUAAGACUUAAGUGAUUGAUGUUUGUUUUUAUAAAUUAUUUGUGUAACUGCUUAAAAUCAAUUGCAGAUGAAUUAAAAUUUAAAUAAAUUUCGAAAAUUCUUUAAGAAAAUAAUUAAAUAUUGAUUUUGUUUUAAAAAUCAUUUAAAAGAAAAACACGUUAAAUGGAAAUUAAAUGUUAUGUUAAAGCGUAAAACAAGAAUGUCUGCAAAAAGUUUAAAAUAAUAAUAAAUUAAAUUUGAAAAAAAAAAUUUAAACAAAAGUGUAAAUAAAGAAUUUUUCUAAAAAAAAACAACGAAAAUAAAACAUAAUUACCAAACAAAAAAAAAAGCUUAAAGAAAGAAAAAUAAAACCAGAAAACAAAUCUAACCGUUAUUCUACUACUACAUACAACCACUACAAAUACAAUUUAUAAACAGAAUAGAUUUAAAACAACAACAAAAAUAAACAUAAAAAAAUUUAAAAAAUUGCUGCCAUAGAAAAUUUUUUGUUAGAAAAAAUCAAAGCAAACGUUUUAACAAAUCGUUACAAAUCGAUGAUAGUAUCGAUAACAUAACAAAUUACAACACAACAUAUUACAACAAAAGCUACAAUACGAAAAAAAGCCAAUUUAGCCUUUUCUUUUUUACAAAAAAAAAAUAAAUAAAAAAAAACCAAAAACAACUAUUGGAUAUUUUGGAUACUCUAUUUUCAAUUUUCUUUCAUUGUUGUCGUUGCUUGCACACAGUUAUAAAAUCAAACUCACACAGAUACACUAACACACACUAGUCAAUGAUUUUAUCUCGUGAUUACACUGAAAUCUAUGUGGGAUUAUAAACUCAACCCUUAAAUCUGGGGGAUACAAUGAGGCCAGAAGUAUACGAUGUUACCACAGUUUACACUCAAUGCCAGGAUUAUUUUUUUUAUGAUGGUAAUGUUUGCCACUGCAACAACAGCAUCUCUAAAGAAAACAAACGAUGUUGUGAUAAUGCUGAAAAAUCACGAGAGGGCAUUACAUGUCAAUGCCGGCGGCAAAGUGACAGCAACAGAUAUAUCUUUAGCACAAUUUUUCACCAUGGAAAGUGUAGGCGACAUUUUCAGCGACACUUUCAAAAUUGCCCUGUACGCCAAGGAAGUGGGACGUUAUUUGUGCUUCAGACGAGGAAAAUUAGUUGGAAUGAAAAACUUAACACGCGACUGUCACUUUAUCGAAUCCCUAGAUCACGGAUAUUUUUUAUAUGCUAAUGCUUAUAAUCCCCUAUGGCGUGUGGGCUUCACCAAGAACCUAAAACCCGUGGGACCGAGACACUGGGAUAGACCACAAACUCUGAAACGAGCCAGUUUUCUAUUCGUCAAAAUAAAUGCCGAGCAUUUCGAUCGUAGUCGCUUUACGACUACCACCACUGCUGCACCCAGAAUAGCGGCCACCAGGGCCGCAGCAACAGCAGCUGUAACUUUGAGGGAGGGACAUAAAUUGCACGAUUCCAAAGCUAGUAUUAUAGAUAGUAACAGUAAUAAUCAUAAGAGAACCAAGUCCGCUAAUAAUGGCCAGCGACAGCGUUUAAUAAACAAUGAGCAAGUUAAUGCUACCGGCGGUAGAAACCGCUUAUGGGGGGACAGGGACAAUGUCUUGGGGCAACGUCAUCGGAAACGCAAACAUCAUGCUAAACUGGCAGCGACCAGUAAUACUCCACAUACUGGCUCUUUGCAGCCAAAAAACUUAAUAAGACAUCAUCAUGACCAGGGAAACGGGGAGGGGCGGAGGCGUCAGCAUCAACGAGAGGAAAAAGAACGCAAAUUGCGUUUACACAACCAAAGAAGGCAGCAACAGCAAGAAAACCACAGAGCAGAAUCUGAGCCAAUGCCAAAUGCCACUAAUUCCGCCACACCCUCAGUUUCAGCCACCACUUUGGCGGCCACUGCUUCCCUGGCUCCCUCCGCCUUAAAUCUUGUUGCCAUGCUGGCAGCUGGUCGCCGCAAAAAGGGCAGACGAAAGAAGCAAGUUGAGACCAGCGAUACGAAUCUUUCCACAACAGCUGCAGCUCCACAACAAAGCAUGGACUUGCAACUAGUAGCUCAAUCUCCUUUACAAGCUCAAAGCAAAUAUGAGCGAGUCCAAGAGGACACAACAAAAGCUCAUAAACUAAGGCAUCAGCAUGAGCAUAACUAUCAUCAGAAACAACAAACUAUCGCACCAGUGAAUUCCACCAGUCCCUCAACUACGGAAGUCAAAGUACAGCAACAAAACCAUAAAUACUCAAAUAGUAAUAGAGACAGUCAAUUAUACAGUAGAACUAGUAGCAGUAGCAGUAGUAGUUAUAUAAAUAGCAAUAAUUUUAAUUUAAAACCUAAACAUAAUGUUAAUAUUAAUACUAAUUUAAAUUAUAAUAAUCAUAACCAUAACAAUAACAAUAAUAAUGAUAAUAUUAAUGCAAUACCUGCCUUGCCAAAAAAAUACUUGUCGAAACCUAAUUUUAAUCAUCAUGAAUAUUUAAUGCAACAAACUACAAGAAGCUCGACUGAUUUUAAAACAAAACAACCACAAUCUAAACAAUUUAGUCAUUCCUCCUCACAAAACAGACAGCUAGAGCAGCAGCAGCAGCAACAACAGCAGCCCCAGAUCAGCAAACGAUCUGACAACAGUCAUACUAGUCACGAUUUUUAUAAAUUACCUUUAACACUUUUACAACAUAACAAAACUAGUGACAGUGUUAAUGACAAUGACAAUGAUGACAGUGACAGUGACAUGGAUGAUAAAAAUUCCAAUAGACUUUUAGUUAAUAAUAGCAAUCUAAGUGACAAUAAUUUACAGCAGGAGCAUUUGGUAAAUCGCUUUAAGCUAAUUUAUCUAGAUCGAAUAAGCAGCCAUAAUUUUAAUUUAAAACUUAGUUCUAAUAACAAAAACCAUAUGAAUAAUACACAACAGCAACAACAGCAGCAUUAUAAUAAUAAUAAUGAAAAUAAUGAAAAUAAUUCUCCUAUUAGUAGUACAACAACAACAACAGAUGAAAAUCAUUUAAUUUUGGCUAAUUUUAAACAAAAACCACAAAUUUCAAAUGAAUUUUCAACAACCAUUGAAUUUAAAGCUAAAAACAAUAACAAUAGCAAUGGUAGCAGCAGCAGCAGCAGUAGUAAAAGUAGUAGUAUUAAACAAAAUGGUAGCAGUAGUAGUAAAAGUACUCUUAAUACUACUGCUACUACUCCUUAUAAUAAUAACAAUAAUAAUAAUCAUAGUCAUAGACGUACUAAACGAAAUAUUAAUAUUAUUACUAACAACAACAGUUAUAACAACAAUAAUAAUAACAAUGACGAAGAAGAACAAGUUAAAAAAGAAGAAAGCAAAGAUAAUAAUUAUAAUAAUGCUAAAAGUAGUAGUAAAGCUAAUAGCAGCAGUAGUAGUAGCAGCAGCAGUAGCAGCAAUGAUUAUAAAACUCUUAAUGUGCUUAAAACUCAUAAUGACAAUAAUGUCAAUAUUUUGCAAAAUAAUCUAAAAAAUAAUCAACAGCAAGAAUAUUUAAAUAUUUUAAAGGCUUCUUCUUCUACUACUACUACUAGUGCUUAUCGCAAUAGCAGAUUGUUGUCAAUUUUAGGCGGUCAACAACAUAAUAAUACAAUUAAACAACUGCAGCAACAGCUAAAUAUUCAAUUUAUUAACAAUCCUAAUAAAUAUAAUUAUUAUAAUGAUAAUAAUAAUGGUAACAAUAAUGAUUAUGAUCAUAAUGUUGAUGAUGUGCAUGAUGACGAUGAAAAAUUUAAAAGAAUCCAAAAUAAAUAUGAAAAAAUUAUAGUACAAUACAGAUCUGUAUUUAAUUGAUUGGAAUUAA